CAAAGCCUCUGCUCUGUCAGACAUGCGCAAGAGCGUCAGCAGCAGCAGCAGCAGUACCACCGCCACCGCUGCUCUGCGUUUCCGCCUUGGCUGAGCGGUGCGCACGGCCGAGAGAGAGGCGAGGAGCGAGGGGAGGGGAGAGGGAAGACGCCGAGAGAGGAAGAGCGGAGCCACCGAGACGCAGUGGGGCACAGCACGGACUCCGAGCAAAAUUAACCACCGACGCACCACCACCACCACCACCAUCCAUCACCUCCCCAGAUUCUCCAAAGAUUCCCGCGUCAAGGAGAGAGACGGGGGGCCCCCACAAGCGAGGCAGUGCGCACCAGAGCCCUUCCAGCAUGGAGACUGCGAUAAAACCCGAGCACUAACAAUUCUGAAGAUGAAGAAGUUCAACAUCAGGAAGGUGCUGGACGGCUUGAAAGAGGUGUCCUCCUCCACCCCGUCCGUGCAAGUGGGGCCACAGGAGAACCAUCUGAUCCAGGAGAGCCUCCAGUCCGAGCACUUCCAGCUCUGCAAGACUGUCCGCCAUGGUUUCCCCUAUCAGCCGUCGUCCAUGGCGUUCGACCCCGUGCAGAAGAUACUGGCCAUCGGCACCCAGAGUGGAGCUCUCAGAUUGUUUGGCCGUCCAGGGGUGGAGUGUUACUGUCAGCACGAGAGCGGAGCUGCCGUCAUUCAGCUGCAGUUUCUCAUCAAUGAGGGAGCACUGGUUAGUGCUCUGGCCGACGACAGCGUCCACCUGUGGAACCUGAGGCAGAAGAGACCCGCCAUCCUUCACUCCCUUAAGUUCAACAGAGAGAGAAUAACUUACUGCCACCUGCCCUUCCAGAGUAAGUGGCUGUACAUCGGCACAGAACGAGGGAACAUCCACAUCGUCAACGUGGAGUCCUUUACGCUCUCAGGCUAUGUUAUCAUGUGGAACAAAGCCAUCGAACUGUCCUCCAAGGCUCACCCUGGACCUGUCGUCCAUAUAAGUGACAACCCAAUGGAUGAGGGAAAGCUUAUAAUUGGAUUCGAGUCUGGGAUCGUGGCCCUGUGGGAUCUGAAAUCAAAGAAGGCCGACUAUCGCUACACUUACGAUGAGGCGAUCCACUCAGUUGCCUGGCAUCACGAGGGCAAGCAGUUCAUUUGCAGUCACUCAGAUGGAACUCUGACCAUAUGGAACGUCAGGGGCCAGGGCAAACCCAUACAGACAAUCACCCCACACGGAAAACAGCCCAAGGACGGGAAGAAGCCAGAGCCUUGUAAACCUAUUCUCAAAGUGGAGUACAAAACCACAAGAAAUGGGGAACCCUUCAUAAUCCUGUCUGGUGGUCUGUCCUAUGACACGGUGGGCCGGCGGCCAUGUCUGACGGUAAUGCACGGAAAGAGUACGGCUGUGCUUGAGAUGGACUAUCCCAUAGUAGAUUUCCUCACACUCUGUGAGACACCAUACCCUAAUGAUUUUCAGGAACCUUACGCUGUGGUGGUCCUUCUGGAGAAGGAUUUAGUGGUGAUCGACCUUGCACAAAAUGGUUACCCCAUAUUCGAAAACCCCUAUCCUCUGACCAUCCACGAGUCUCCUGUGACCUGCUGCGAGUACUUUGCCGACUGCCCUGUGGACCUCAUACCUGCACUUUACUCUGUUGGCUCGCGGCAGAAACGACAGGGCUACAGCAAAAAGGAAUGGCCUAUUAGUGGUGGAAACUGGGGUCAAGGCACACAAAGCUACCCAGAGAUCAUCAUCACUGGGCACGCUGAUGGAACUGUGAAGUUCUGGGAUGCCUCUGCAAUAGCCUUGAGUAGGACUUAGAAGGAAUGGAGUAUUUCAGAAUUGGUUCACCUCUUUGACUCUUAAUCUGCCUACACACACACAAACACAUACACACACACACACACACACACACACACACACACACAGUCUUGCCUUUUGACUUCUAUAAUUGUUAUAUGUUCCAUAAUUUUCUUGGACACAUUUUCUAAUAUCGUCUCUUCUGUCAAUCUCUGUGUGCAACUGUGUGUGUGUGUGACUGUACAGCUCCUAGAGGUGCGAAUGCAGUACGAGCUCAACGACAUAGAGUCUCCAGAUGGUGGGGGCGGAGGGGGGGAGCAGACGUCGGCGCUUCCAACACCCGGCGCUUCCCCUCAGACGAGCGGCCCACCAUCACACCCCUCCACCAGCAGCAACAACUCUGACGGAGGCAACAUGCCCUGCCUCAAAGUGCGCAGUACCCCUCUGAAGCAGUCUGCAGGCUACCAGGUAGAUUUGGUGGUCCAGUUAGUGUGGGUGAGUGGAGAGCCUCCCCAGCAGAUCACAAGUCUGGCGCUCAAUUCCUCCUACGGCCUAGUGGUUUUUGGCAACAGUAACGGUCUGGCAGUUGUGGACUACAUCCAGAAGACGGUUGUGCUCAACCUGGGGACGGUCGAGCUUUAUGGCGCCAAUGACCCCUACCAGAGGCAGCCCCGGUCGCCAAGAAAGACAAGGCAGCCGUCUGGAGGUCUGUGUGACAUCAAUGAGGGCUCAGCCACAUCAGAGGACCGCUGCAAGUCGCCUACUUCAGUGUUGACGUCAAACAGCAAUCUACAGCAAUUCUACAAUGGAGGUGGUAGAGGAGCAAAGAUGUCACGGAAAUUAAGCUUGCCUACUGAGCUAAAGCCAGACUUGGUCCUCCUGUCUGUAUGCCCGCCGCGGGGUGCCAACCCAUUAGACCACCGGGACAAUUCCUUCAGCCGCUCUCGCUCCUCCAGCGUCACCAGCAUCGACAAGGAAGCCCGAGAGGCCAUCAGCUCCUUCUACUUCUGCGAGACCUUUGCCCGGAAGGGGGACAGCACCCUGACACCCUGCCUGAAUGUGGGCACCACCCUGGGGACUGUGCUGGCUCUGGCUCUUACAUUGCCACCUGCUGGGGAGCAACGGCAACUGCAACCGGUUAUCAUUUCACCUACUGGCAUGUUGGUACGACUGAAGGGCAGCAUUAUGCGGAUGUCUGUCCUGGACUCCACAGGGUCCCAGCUGCCCUCCGCGUACGAGCCUUGGUUUGAACCUAACGUCACAGCAGACGGCGAGGAAAGAGAGAAGGUCCGUAAGCGACGACCCGUCUCCGUGUCCCCUUCGACCUCACAGGACCUCAACGAGAGCCAGUACGCUGUGGUGUGUUCGGAGAAACAGGCCAAAGUCAUCUCCCUCCCCUCGCAGACCUGCAUCUACAAACACAGCAUCACGGAGACGUCGUUCAUCUUACGGGCAGACGUGGUGCAGAUGAGCCUCGGCGUGUGUUUGGCUUGUUUCUGUGCCAACGGCCACAUCAUGACCCUCAGUUUGCCAGGCUUGAGACCGCUUAUGGAUGUAAACUACCUGCCUUUGACGGACAUGCGGAUAGCCAGGACGUUUUGUUUCACAAACCUCGGUCAGGCCAUGUACCUCUGCUCCCCCACUGAGGUUCAGAGGAUCACCUACAGUCAGGACACCUGUGAAAACCUCCAGGAGAUGCUGGGAGAACUUUUUACACCAGUAGAAACACCAGAGGCUCCAAACAGAGGGUUCUUCAAAGGUCUCUUUGGGGGAGGAGCGCAGUCACUGGACAGAGAGGAGCUCUUCGGCGAGGUAUCAGCUGGAAAGGCAUCUCGAAGCCUGGCCCAGCACAUCCCAGGCCCCGGUGGCCUCGAGGGCAUGAAGGGGGCGGCCUCUGGUGUGGUCGGGGACUUGGCACGUGCCCGAAUAGCGCUGGACGAAAGAGGCCAAAAGCUGGGCGAGCUGGAGGAGAGGACGGCUGCCAUGAUGUCCAGUGCAGAUUCCUUCUCCAAACACGCCCAUGACAUGAUGCUGAAGUGCAAAGACAAGAAAUGGUACCAGUUCUGAUCAGCACCAGGGGAGGAGCAGAGCUCCGCGGACAAGGCUUUCACCAUUCAUUGGCUCAUUCGGACUCACCGUGACCCCACCCUCCCCCACCCGUCCAUUCACCGGUCCCUCCGAGCCUUCUUCACCGAGACACUUGGGAUUUUCUUCCCUAGCACAAUGAUGAACACUGUUCUUACCUCAGUCUGAAGGUGGAACUGAGGGGUAGACGGAGGAGAAGGACGACCUCAGAGGGAUCAGAUAAAUGGUGUCUUUUUUUUAUGUUCUCGUCUCUCUCUCGCGCACCUGGAGAUUCUUCAUUGCCAUUUGCCAAAAGCAUCCUUUUACCGUUUUCUCCACCCCGGAGCCUCUGGUGGGCAGGAUUCAAACCGAUGAACACAGCCGAGAAAAGACAAGGCACCUAGUGAAGAAACAGACUAGAAAAAAAAAUUCUUAAAAUGUAAAAAGAAGGAAAAAGAAUCUAAAUACAACAUUAUAUAUACAUAAAUCUAAUAAAUGUGCAAUGCUGUAUCCACUUCCAAGUGACAAGUACAAAAGAAAGGGAUAACUCACCGAGGAGACAGGAGCCGGGUGGGAGGCCGAAGGAGGCGGCGUCGGAGAUCCACAGGAAGUGCUGCGACAGUGACGCCUCCUCUAUGCAGAGAGUCACAGGGAUAAAAGCAACUUACUCUGAUGUACACUGGAUAUCUCGUCAUCUCACUCAACCUCUAGACUCUCCUCUGUAUCUUACAAGCGUUCAUAUCGUUACCAACAGUGUGUGUGUUCAUUUCUAUUUUCUUGCCAUUCCUCUAUUUGUUAUCUGUUGGGGUUUUUUUUGCUCUGUCUGUAUUAUCGGAAAAUCUCUUAUUUUUCUAUCGUUGUGAAAGUGGAUGAUGUUUGAUUUGUUGAAAGUUUUUUGUGGCUUUUAUCAAACAACUCAGAUUAAUUUUCUCCUAAUGAAAAGGGCUGGAAUCUUAAAGGAGGGCAAGGAUAUAAAAGGCAUAUUUAUCAUUUAGUUCUUACUGGGAAAAGCGUAUAAACGACUCACUUUAAUUGUUUACCUGAGGUUUUUAUUUAUCUGAUGUUAUAGAAAAUAAUCCUCGCUCACCCUCCAAUGUCAUGAACGUCCACAGUUUGGCUUCGUCUGUGAAUGGGACUGUACAAAUGCUGAUGGGAUCAGUAUUAAAUACGCUGGGAGUCGAGUCAAAUGUGUUGGUUUCCAAAUUCUGGAUAUUUAUUUGUAUUCGUAUAUGCAGGACAGCAGAGAUGUGGAUGUAUGAUCUGUGAUUUGUCAGUUGUCUAUAUGAGAAAGUUGUGCGAGUGUGAUUCCUUUGUUAUAUAUAUUUAUUUAUUGAGGUGCAAGAGACAGUUGUUUGGUGUCAGAAACGUCCACCUUCAUCAAUAUCUCGUUUCUAUGUCCAUGUUUGCAGUAACGCUCAGAUGUGGUGUAUCUCUCUGUCUAACAGGCUUUUAACCUUUAUUUGUAUAUAAGUAAAUAGUUUGACAAUCUAAGACCAACCGGAAAGUACAUGUCAAGGUUGCUGCAGCGACGUAAAAAAGAGGAGAGAGGCCAUAUUUUUUCUGACGCCAAAGAGUUGCUUUAGCUUUUCCAUUGCACUUUCAUUUGGCUUCUUCACUCCACGGGUCGCGUGUUAUUCCACAUGGCUUCACCCGCGGAGUGCAGACCCUAUUCUAGGAGUGCUAUCAUCUUCAUCACCUUUUCAGGGUUAGAGAAAUGGAGCAAGUUGCAAUGGAACUCAGCCAUUUUAUAGUAACAUUGUAUCACAGUUUGUCAUGAGAUGUAACACUUGGACAAAUGUUUAAUGUUUAAAGUGGCCUAACUGUUGGUCGAUGAGGCUCUUUCCCUUCAAACAGAAACCUGAUCCAUUCCACUGCAGCUCAGACACAUGACUUACGGUAUUCACCUACGUGUGUGUGUGUGUGUGUGUGUUUAUAUGCCCGUCUGUCUGUGUUAGGGUGUGUUCAUUUAAGUUAAGUGAUAUUAUUUAAGAGAUAUUUUGUUUAAUAAUUGAUGUUGAUGUCCUCACCAGUCUGUCCAGUUGAGUGUCUGUUACACUUAAGCCACCAGUGACGACAAAAAGAAACGAGUAAAGUCAAGAUUAGACGACGACGACCUCUGAAUUCUGGUUUAAUUGAGCUUCAUCCUCAUGCCUCUACUUUUCAGCCUUUGACCUCUGACAUGUCUCUUCCUCCACUGCUGGCUCCAUCGUUCUCAUAGCUACAGAUAUGGCCUUCUGUGUUUCGUAAGCGUCGUAGUGUGGAUGUCGGUAGGUAUAGAUCUGUCC
Molecule: messenger RNA, 6120 nt
Organism: Paralichthys olivaceus (Japanese flounder)
Lineage: Eukaryota; Metazoa; Chordata; Actinopteri; Pleuronectiformes; Paralichthyidae
Source: RefSeq, a predicted model, not a curated record